Fusarium keratoplasticum is the source of this 429-nucleotide messenger RNA. Its product is annotated as CMD domain-containing protein. The record is from RefSeq and is a predicted model, not a curated record. The coding region runs from base 1 to 429 and encodes 142 amino acids. Gene Ontology annotation, molecular function: peroxiredoxin activity. The transcript has a single exon. NCBI's taxonomy places the organism in Eukaryota, Fungi, Ascomycota, Sordariomycetes, Hypocreales, Nectriaceae.
AUGGCGGGACAAAGCAACCGAGCCGAGCUCCAGAAGGGCCUCUAUGAAGUCGGCAUGCCCAUCCGUCGCUCCGUCCUCAGCGACGCCUACGUCGACAACGCCUUGAAGAAUGGCAGCACCGAGUUCGCCAAGGCCAUGCAAGAGUUCACCACAGCCUUUUGCUGGGGAGCAGUGUGGGAUCGUCCCGGCCUGGACCGGAAGCAGCGGUCGCUCAUCAACCUCUCCAUGCUGGCAGCCACCGGCAAGGUCCACGAGCUUGCCGUCCACACCCGGGGUGCUGUGAACAACGGCGUGUCGUCAACUGAGAUUCGGGAGGUGCUCGUGCAGGUCUGCAUUUACAUGGGUGUUCCGGCCGGGAUGGAAGCUUUCAAGGCGGCCGAGAAGGUUCUGAUUACGAUGGAGAGUGAGGGUACGACUAUCAAGCCAUGA